CAUCAUCACCAUCAGCCUGUGACACUCCCUGUGAACAAGCAGCUCUCCUUUCUCUGCUGUUCCCAUCGCCGCCGCAGACCCGCCUCCGUUUCCUCCCUCUCUCUCCUCCUUCUCCUUCUGUUGUUUCUUUCUUUGAUCUCUUUCCUUUCCAUUUCCUUCUCCUUUACUCUUCAUAUCUCUCCCUCUCUCUUUAUACCGAGCCUUACCUCAGUCUGUCUCUUUACUUUCUUCUUGCUCAGCUCUUCUUCUCCAGUCUUCAGGGGAGCCUAAGAGAAUAACCCGAAGUCCGGUGCUUCCCUCGGUAACAUCACCGCCCAUCCCCGGAACCAGUGAAAAGGACCAAGAGCUCGGCGGGGAGUGAGAUCUCCUAAGAUGGUUGCUGCCAUCCCGGCGGCUACCGCCGCCACCCCGACGGCGACCACCCGCCCUCAAGCUCAGAAGAAGAUCCCGAACCCCUCUCCUCGCCGCCGCGAUCCCAUUUGCUCCGCCCGGCCGCCGCUGUCCCUCUCCGAGAAGAACAAUGCCGUCGCCCCCAAGUGCCCCCACACCAAAGAGAUGGGUUCCCGCUACCUGGCCUCUUACUCCCCUUCCUCAUCUUCCACUUCGGUUGCUAAAUGUGGCUCCUUUCCGUCUGCUUCGGCCUCCUCCUCCUCGAAAGGUCCUUCUUUUGCUUCUUCUUCUUGUUAUUCCGCUUCGACUGUGUCCUCUUCCUCUUCUUCUACUGCUAAUUCUUCUCAUCGACGCUCCCAUUCGCCUCUCCCCACUCCCCGACCCUCUACUCCGGUGGCACUGCCCCGGUCUUGCAUGCCCAGCCGAUCCAAAUCCGUCGACCGCACUCGACCUGCCGAUACCGCGAUUCGCCAUGCCACUAAUAACCCCACCGAACUCUCCUCCGCUGCCGCCAGAGUCCUUCGUACGACCACCAGGAGUCUCUCUGUUUCCUUCCAAGGUGAGUCCUUCUCCUACCAGACCAGCAAGGUCAGAAAUGUCUCUCCUUCCCCAAACAGGAGGCCGACUCCGGAGCGGCGGGGGCCUGUCACUCCCGCGGCCACUCCGGCAAGGAGCAGUUUUAAGUCGGAGAGUGCCAGACCGUUCGACAACCACCACCGAUGGCCCGGGACCAGGACUCAGCAGUUGACUCCACUUACGAGGAGCUUGGACUGCUCCAUUGGUGAGAAAGAUUCGGUCUUGGCAGCCAUGCGAUCCCUGAGGCAUUCCAUAGUUCUCAAUGAAGGUGCAAGGAGGGCCUCAUUUGACGGUGGUGACCUGUCCCUCUCAUUCGACAUUGAUAGCUUGUCUUCUGGUGGCAAUUCGGUGUCACAUGAGCGCACUACUCUGCCACCAAGGGGGCGGGCAACAUCCCGUGGAAUUGAUGUUCCUUCAAGGUUUCUGCAAGAGAAGGGACACCGGUUACACAGGUUGUCAGGGCCAGGUAUGCCGCAACCAUCAACUGGACUGAAGAGCACAGCCCCUACCAAGCUUGUUCCAGCAAAGAAAUCACUUGCAAAUGGCCUUCUGUCGUCUCCUGCAUCUGCACCUUCUACUCAUUAUGGUUCUUUCAGACCUUCUUCUCCUAGUAAGCUGACAGCUGCCUCACCAAGGGGCAUCCCAGGUGUUCAACGGGUGACAGAUAGCCUUGUGACAAGCUCCCCCAAUGUUGUUUCGCUGCCUGUUAAUGCUGCAUCAAUCUUUAACUUCACUGCUGAUAUCAAGAGAGGAAAAACUGGGGAGAGAUGGAUCAAGGAUGCACACCAGUUAAGGAUAUUAUAUAACCGGCUCUUGCAGUGGCGGUGGGUUAAUGCACAAGCGAAUGACAACUUUCUUGCUCAAAAAUUGGAUGAUGAGAAAUAUUUAUAUGAUGCCUGGAUAACUACCACAAAAAUGCAUGAGUCAACAGCAAUUAAAAAAUUCAAGCUACAAACGGACAGACAAAAUGUGAAGCUCAAUUCUAUUCUCAAGGGGCAGAUAACCUAUCUGGAAGAAUGGUCUCUUGUAGAUCAAGACCAUUCAAGUGCUUUACUUGGAGCCAUUGAAGCAUUAAAGGCGAGUACUAUCUGCCUUCCAAUUGUUAAUGGAGCAAAGGCAGAUUUUCAAGAAUUGAGAAAUGCUGUUAGUUCAGCAGUUGAUGUAAUGCAGGCAAUAGGAACCUCAAUAUGGACUAUAUUGUCUAAGGUAGAAAGAAGAAGUUCCAUGGUGUCUGAACUUGCUGAUUUUGCAACCAAAGAACAAGCCUUGAUGGACCAAUGCAGAAAUCUUUUGUCCACGGUAUCAGCCAUUCAUGUAAAACAAUGUAGCUUGUUAGGUCAUAUAACACAGCUGAGCAGACCAAGCCUGAUUCAAUUAUAGAUGGCAACUUGGCAUCAUCUAACUACUAACUCCACAGCAGCCUUUCUUUUUCUAACUCGCGACUCUGCAGAAGGCAACAGAGAAGGAAAGCUCAUCAGGUUCAGAUUGGGUGCUCAACUUAUGCAUGCAACCAUUUUGGUUAAGCAUAGGUUAGUUGAUUUCCAUCAUUGUUUGCCUUUCAGGGUGUGAGUUGUUGUGUAUA
Messenger RNA from Musa acuminata AAA Group (dessert banana), 2548 nucleotides. Its product is annotated as protein SNOWY COTYLEDON 3-like. Gene Ontology annotation, cellular component: nuclear microtubule; centrosome; cytoplasm. The record is from RefSeq and is a predicted model, not a curated record. The transcript has 6 exons. The coding region runs from base 373 to 2346 and encodes 657 amino acids. Gene Ontology annotation, molecular function: microtubule binding. NCBI's taxonomy places the organism in Eukaryota, Viridiplantae, Streptophyta, Magnoliopsida, Zingiberales, Musaceae. Gene Ontology annotation, biological process: centrosome cycle; spindle assembly.